This is a messenger RNA of Arabis nemorensis, 1230 nucleotides long. Lineage: Eukaryota; Viridiplantae; Streptophyta; Magnoliopsida; Brassicales; Brassicaceae. The record is from the annotation of a GenBank genome assembly.
AUGGCUCUUUCACCCAUUCUUGGUUCUCUCAUUUUCAUUCUCAUACCGAUUUUUCUCGGGUCUGUUUUCGCCAUUUCGCAAAUCAAAACCGAUACGUUAAUUCCAGGGCAGCAGCUAAGAGAUUGGGAGCAGUUGACCUCCGCGGGUGACGUCUUCACUCUUGGAUUCUUUACACCCACAGAAUCAUCUACGUUCUUACUCGGUUCAGCUGGUCUUAGGUAUAUUGGUAUCUGGUCCCAAAGGGGUCCAAUAAAUCCAGUUUGGGUGGGUAACCCAACCGAAUCGGUUUCUGAUUCAUCCGGUUCUCUAUCCAUUGAUACCAAUGGGGUUCUCAAGAUCACACGAGCAAGUACUUCUCCAAUCAUGGUGAACCAAAAACCGGUCGGGCGUCUUUCCUUGGCCGGAAAUGUCUUUGCCACUUUGCUCGAUUCUGGGAACUUCGUGAUCCGAGAGAUCGGACCAGGAAGAGUCUCGGGUCGGGUUCUAUGGCAAAGCUUUGACCAUCCCACCAACGUAUUACUUCCAGGGAUGAAGAUUGGGUUUAAUCUAAAAACCAAGAAAGAAGUUGCAGUUACUUCUUGGAUAAGUAACCAAGUCCCAGCCUCAGGAGCAUUCAGGCUAGGACUAGACCCGUCAGGAGCCAACCAGCUAUUUGUCUGGCGCCAUGGUGAAAUCUACUGGUCCAGUGGAAUCUUAACGAACAACGGAAGCUCUCAGCUAACCUUACAGCUAUCCAGAAGCUACAUUGAUUAUGAAUUCAAGUUCGAUUCAGACAAGUACAUGAAGUACUUCAGUUACUCAAUCAAGAAAACUAAUGGUUCCGUCUUGUCUAGCUGGUCCUUGGAUACUCUAGGCGAAAUCACUGUAACCAACGUCCUAAGGAGCAACACAAGCAACACCUGGAUUUCUGAAAGCAGUGAACCCUGCAAGACGGAUUUAAAGAACAGUUCAGCGAUCUGCAUCACAGAGAAGCCAACGGCUUGUAGGAAAGGAUCAGAGUACUUCGAACCGAGAAGAGGAUACAUGACGGAUAAUGGUUAUUUUGAUAAUAGUUUGAGCUCUGGCCUUAGCGACUGCCAUGGAAGCUGCUGGAGAAACUGUUCUUGCAUAGCUUUCCAAAGCUUUUCUGAUGGACAAUGCCAAUAUUGGGGAAAAGGGUCAAAGUUUAACCCUUAUGAUAGCUUCUCCGGCUUCCAACAAAUAACUUAUGUUCUUGAUUCUGCAAAGUGA